CAUUUACAUGAUUCAAUUUAAGUUCCGCCAGGUUGAAAUCCCACCAGGUUUCGACAUACACCAUUUAGGUUGCAUUGGUGGCUGUGAUGAUACUCUCAGACAGUUGAUAGAAAUAUGUGGAACUGGUUCCCGAAUGACAGCUAGAAGCCAAGGUUCUACUCCAUCCAACAAUCUACAACAAAGCAACAUGAGGCAAGUGGCUUGCAUGUACUGUCAGCAAAGAGGGCAUCCUUCAAGUGAUUGCCCUUCACACCAAUCAGGCUCAGGAAGUGCUUUCUCCUAUCAAAUGAACCAAGAAAGCA
Carica papaya (papaya) is the source of this 302-nucleotide messenger RNA. NCBI's taxonomy places the organism in Eukaryota, Viridiplantae, Streptophyta, Magnoliopsida, Brassicales, Caricaceae. The record is from RefSeq and is a predicted model, not a curated record.